Culex quinquefasciatus (southern house mosquito) is the source of this 657-nucleotide messenger RNA. Its product is annotated as phospholipase A2. The transcript has 3 exons. The coding region runs from base 1 to 603 and encodes 200 amino acids. Gene Ontology annotation, biological process: phospholipid metabolic process; arachidonate secretion. Lineage: Eukaryota; Metazoa; Arthropoda; Insecta; Diptera; Culicidae. The record is from RefSeq and is a predicted model, not a curated record.
AUGUUAAUUUUAAGUAUUUUACCAAUAUUUUGGAGUUUCGUUCUCAUUGGGAAUGGAUCCGCUAGGCAAGUGUUGAGGAACUUUGAACCGUUUGAUUCGGAAGCUAACGAAAUUUCGGAGAACAACAGCGAAGAACCGCGUUCGAAUCGCACCGUUGAGAGGAUCAACUUGACGUUACCGGGUACCAAAUGGUGCGGUCCCGGAAACACGGCCGACGACUACGAGGAUCUGGGCAAGCACGAGGAGGAGGACAAAUGCUGCCGUGAUCACGAUCACUGUGACAAUAUCCCGGCUGGGGAGAUGAAGUAUGGCCUGACGAACGACGAUUAUUUCACGCGGCUGCACUGCAAGUGCGAUCGAGACUUUCAGCAGUGCCUGAAGAAGAUAAACACUACGCUAUCGAACAGGCUGGGCAGUUUUUACUUUGCUGUGAGGGACAAGUGCUACAAGAAGCAGUACCCGAUUGUGGAUUGUGGCGAGAAGAAAAAUAUGCUUUUUCUGCGACGAUGCGUUCGAUAUGUCGUCAACAGUUCGGCAUCACGUGAGUGGCAGUGGUUCGAUCUACCGUUUUAUGACGAUAACAUGAUUAAUGAUUUCUACUAAUUGCUCUGACGUCAAGUUUAACAUAAUAAAUGUUUCGUUGCCUACAACAUUCAA